GGCGCCACGGGGCCGCGCGUCCGGGCGGCGAGCGGAAGUGGGUGUGAGAGCGGAAGUGGCCGGCCUGAGCCGGGGGCUGGGCGGGGACCGGGCUUGUCGGUGAGGCGGCAGCGGCGGCGGCGGCUCGGCAGGCGGGUGCAGGCUUCGGGGGCCAGCCGCCGCCAUGAUCCUGCUGGAGGUGAACAACCGCAUCAUCGAGGAGACGCUCGCGCUCAAGUUCGAGAACGCGGCUGCGGGAAACAAGCCAGAAGCAGUAGAAGUAACAUUUGCAGAUUUCGAUGGGGUCCUCUAUCAUAUUUCAAAUCCUAAUGGAGACAAAACAAAAGUGAUGGUCAGUAUUUCUUUGAAAUUCUACAAAGAACUUCAGGCACAUGGUGCUGAUGAGUUAUUAAAGAGAGUGUACGGAAGCUUCUUGGUGAACCCAGAGUCAGGAUACAAUGUCUCUUUGCUGUAUGACCUUGAAAAUCUGCCUGCGUCCAAGGAUUCCAUUGUACAUCAGGCUGGCAUGUUGAAACGAAAUUGUUUUGCCUCUGUCUUUGAAAAGUACUUCCAAUUCCAAGAAGAAGGCAAGGAAGGAGAAAAUAGAGCAGUUAUCCAUUAUAGGGAUGAUGAGACCAUGUAUGUUGAGUCUAAAAAGGACAGAGUCACGGUAGUCUUCAGCACAGUCUUUAAGGAUGAUGAUGACGUGGUCAUUGGGAAGGUGUUCAUGCAGGAGUUCAAAGAAGGACGCAGAGCUAGCCACACAGCGCCACAGGUGCUCUUCAGCCACAGGGAGCCGCCUCUGGAGCUGAAGGACACCGACGCUGCCGUGGGCGACAACAUUGGCUACAUCACCUUCGUGUUGUUCCCUCGCCACACCAAUGCCAGUGCUCGAGACAACACCAUCAACCUGAUCCACACGUUCCGGGACUACCUGCACUACCACAUCAAGUGCUCCAAGGCCUAUAUUCACACACGUAUGCGGGCAAAAACAUCGGACUUCCUUAAGGUGCUGAACCGUGCACGUCCAGAUGCUGAGAAAAAAGAAAUGAAAACAAUCACGGGGAAGACAUUUUCGUCCCGCUAACUCUUGGGAACAAGAAGAGGAAGCUUCGGCUGGCAACUGAAGGCUGGAACACUUGCUACUGGAUAAUCGUAGCUUUUAAUGUUGCAUCUCUUCAGGUUCUUAAGGGAUUGUCCGUUUGGGUUCCAUUUUGUACACGUUUGGAAAAUAAUCUGCAGAAACGAGCUGUGCUUGCAAGGACUUCAUAGUUCCCAAGAAUUAAAAAAGGAAAAGAAUUUCCACUUGAUCAACUUAAUCCUUUUCUUUAUCUUCCCUCCCACACUCCCAUUCCCCCCCCCCCUUCCUUUUUGAGGCUGUUUCGCUUUGCAAUAUGUUACUGGUAAUGAGUUUCAGGAUAAUGCAAUCUUAACUUGUUUUCUCCUAAGUAUUUGUGUUCAGAACUCCUGUAUCUAAAGAAAUACGGUUGGGGUCAUUAAUAAAGAAAAUCUUUCUAUCUUA
This is a messenger RNA of Condylura cristata (star-nosed mole), 1501 nucleotides long. It is a transcript of the gene ARPC2, whose product is annotated as actin related protein 2/3 complex, subunit 2, 34kDa. Lineage: Eukaryota; Metazoa; Chordata; Mammalia; Eulipotyphla; Talpidae. Gene Ontology annotation, molecular function: structural constituent of cytoskeleton; actin filament binding. Gene Ontology annotation, biological process: actin filament polymerization; Arp2/3 complex-mediated actin nucleation. The record is from RefSeq and is a predicted model, not a curated record. The transcript is spliced from 11 exons. Bases 164 to 1066 code for a protein of 300 amino acids. Gene Ontology annotation, cellular component: Arp2/3 protein complex; actin cytoskeleton.